Messenger RNA from Drosophila navojoa, 969 nucleotides. RefSeq names its product Protein kinase at 34A (gene Pk34A). Lineage: Eukaryota; Metazoa; Arthropoda; Insecta; Diptera; Drosophilidae. The record is from RefSeq and is a predicted model, not a curated record. Gene Ontology annotation, biological process: cell differentiation; negative regulation of canonical Wnt signaling pathway; positive regulation of proteasomal ubiquitin-dependent protein catabolic process. Gene Ontology annotation, molecular function: ATP binding; protein serine/threonine kinase activity. Gene Ontology annotation, cellular component: axon; nucleus; cytosol.
GAGUCUGAUCUGGUACUGCUAUGCCCAGAUGAACUCCUCCAAGCAAAAAUGCCUGUUGAUGGCCAUGGAGUACAUGCCAAUGACGCUCGCCGAGCUCAUAAAGAAGCAUCGCCCGCGACCCCUGCAGAUGAUCUAUGUGCGCAUCAUCUCCUAUCAACUGUUCCGGGGCCUCGGCUAUUUGCACUCGCACUGCGUAAUGCAUCGGGACAUUAAGCCGGAGAAUAUGCUGAUCGAUCCGCUCACAAUGAGUCUCAAGUUGGCCGACUUUGGCAGCGCCAAGUUCCUCUACGCCAACUCUUGCAGCGCCACGUAUGUCUGUACGCGGUCCUAUCGGGCGCCCGAACUCUUAGCGAGAUUCCAGCGUUAUAGCACCACGGUGGACGUCUGGAGCGCCGGCUGUGUGCUCGCCGAACUGCUCAAGAGCUUCAGGCUCUUCGCCAGCAACAAGCACGGCGAGGCCCAGCUGCUGCACAUGAUUAGUGUGCUGGGCACCGACGGCUUGGAGCGCGCGCCUCAAAUCCUGGCAGCCAGUGGCCUGGACACCGCCACCACGAUCAUCCCGCGACCCAGGUGGCAAACGCUAAUUGGCGCCUGGGUGCCACAGGAUUUGGCGGCACUGCUGGAUGCUUGCCUGCAAUAUGAUCCCGCCGCUCGUAUCGCCCCACUGCGAGCCUGUGCCCACGCCAGCUAUGACGAGCUGCGCAUAAUGGACCCCCUCAACACCCACAUGCCCAACGGCGUGCGUCUGCCAUCGCUGUUCAACUUCAGCCAGCAUGAGCUACAGAUUGAUCCCGACGUCAGUACGCAUCUAUUGCCACUCCACCUGGUGGAAGUCAUCGAGCAAUAGCGACUCAAGGCCAACCCUAGAUUUUAAGUUCACAUUGUGUAUAGUCACCCGGGGCUGUAUUAGUUAUAUGCAUUGCUUUUUAAAUACUAAACAUGAGGUGAGUAUCGAAAACUCGCGGCUCU